Calliphora vicina (urban bluebottle blowfly) is the source of this 723-nucleotide messenger RNA. Its product is annotated as probable peptidyl-tRNA hydrolase 2. The coding region runs from base 25 to 576 and encodes 183 amino acids. Lineage: Eukaryota; Metazoa; Arthropoda; Insecta; Diptera; Calliphoridae. The record is from RefSeq and is a predicted model, not a curated record. The transcript has 2 exons. Gene Ontology annotation, cellular component: mitochondrion; cytosol. Gene Ontology annotation, molecular function: peptidyl-tRNA hydrolase activity.
UUAAAUAAAAAAGUCUAACAAAAAAUGGGUGAUAAUAAAUUAUUAGAUACAAAUCAAAUAGUUAAUGGCCUGGCUGUUCUAUUGUCAUUUUUCGUUGGUUAUAAAUAUGCCCUUAAAAGACACGACGUUAAAGAAAAUGAGGCUACUGGGACAAAGGUAGACGAACAGGGUGCAUCAGGAUCCAGCGAUAUAAAAAAUGAACCGCUUUAUACCAGUUUUAGUUUCAAUUACAAAAUGGUAUUAGUGGUGCGUAAUGACCUAAAAAUGGGCAAAGGCAAAGUGGCUGCUCAAUGUGGUCAUGGUGCUGUGGGCGCCUAUCAGAAAGCUGUAAGAAGUAUGCCCAGUGUGGUAAGAGCUUGGGAGAAUUCUGGCUGUGCAAAAAUCGCUUUAAAAGUUGAUAGUGAAGCCGAAAUGAUGGCCAUUAAAAGAGCAGCAGAAUCUAGAAAUCUUAAUACCUGUUUGAUACGUGAUGCCGGCCGCACACAAAUUGAACCCAAUUCCAAGACUGUUUUGGCCAUUGGACCAGCAGCAGUUGAAGCUAUAGAUCAAGUUACCGGACAUCUCAAACUUUUGUAAAAUGUUUUAAAAUUUUACAGCAAAUUUUCGUAUUUUAUGUUAAGAAGUAUAGAAUUAGUAAUAUGUCGAUUUUUUUAUUUUUGAAUUUUCUAAAAGUUUCCAAUGCAAUUACAAAAACGUUGAUUAAAAAAUUCAAAUAUCUUAAAA